This is a messenger RNA of Myotis lucifugus (little brown bat), 2888 nucleotides long. RefSeq names its product synaptophysin like 2 (gene SYPL2). The record is from RefSeq and is a predicted model, not a curated record. The transcript is spliced from 6 exons. Bases 118 to 915 code for a protein of 265 amino acids. Gene Ontology annotation, cellular component: synaptic vesicle membrane; synaptic vesicle. Lineage: Eukaryota; Metazoa; Chordata; Mammalia; Chiroptera; Vespertilionidae.
GCGCGCCAACGCUCGCGUCCCCCGCCGGUCCGCAGCCCCCUGCCCGACCCCGGACCCCGCAGCCUCCGGGCGAGGGAGCCGAGCCCCCGCGCAGCGCCCGGGCCCCGCUGCGCCAGCAUGUCCUCGACGGAGACCGCGGCGAGUCGCCCGGCGGACAAGUCGCCGCGCCAGCAGGUGGACCAGCUGUUCGCGGGGCUGCACUGGCGGCGGCUGGAGGAGCCGCUGGGCUUCAUCAAAGUUCUCCAGUGGCUCUUUGCUAUUUUCGCCUUCGGGUGCUGCGGCUCCUACAGCGGGGAGACGGGAGCCAUGGUUCGCUGCAACAACGAAGCCAAGGACGUGAGCUCCAUCAUCGUCUUGUUCGGCUAUCCCUUCAGGUUGAACCGGGUCCAGUAUGAGAUGCCGCUCUGUGACGAGGAGUCCACCUCCAAGACCAUGAACCUCCUGGGGGACUUCUCUGCCCCCGCCGAGUUCUUCGUGACGCUGGGCAUCUUCUCUUUCUUCUACACCAUGGCCGCCCUCGUGUUCUACCUGCGCUUCCACCGCCUCUACACGGAGGACAAGCGCUUCCCGCUGGCGGACUUCUGUGUGACCGUCUCCUUCACCUUCUUCUGGCUGGUGGCUGCAGCGGCCUGGGGCAAGGGCCUGACCGACGUCAAGGGGGCCACGCGGCCCUCGAGCCUGACCGUAGCCAUGUCCGUGUGCCACGGAGAGGACGCCGUGUGCAGUGCCGGGGCCACACCCUCCAUGGGGCUGGUCAAUCUCUCCGUGCUCUUCGGCUUUAUCAACUUCUUCCUGUGGGCCGGGAACUGUUGGUUCGUGUUCAAGGAGACCCCGUGGCACGGGCAGGGCCAGGACCAGGGCCAAGGCCCCAGCCCCGAGAGCACAGCUGAGCAGGGAGCCGUGGAGAAGCAGUAAGCAGCCCCCACCUGGCUACUCCCGAACAGGAUGCACCUCUUCAACCACCUCGGCUCCCAGGACUUCCCUCUUCUUGCUCCUCCAACUCCCCUCCCCCGCCACUCUGGGCUCUGGGCUCUGAGAAGUCAUCCACGGAUGGGCAGGCAGCAGCUGUCGGGAACCUGGGCAGCCCUCGGUGGCUUCCUGUCCCUCCUCAGCCGGAGCCCCCCAUGGCAGGAAUGUCUUGUCUACUGCUUGGACCCAGGCACCUCACCUAGGUGGUAGGGACCCUCACAGCCUCUGCUACAGGUGAGGGUUGGAGGCAGGAGACCAGAGUCCUGAGACUGGUUCCUAGCGGCCACCUCUAUCAACCUGUCCGGCUUCAAUAAAAGUGGGGGGAGGGAAAAUUGGCCGCAGCCUUCUUCCUGGUCCCUUGCGUGGAGGGCCCACCAGUGCUUUCGAGACCCCUCUUCCAUGGCUGCCAUCUAGGCCUCGUGCCUGCACUGCUCACCACAGAGCUCUAGUUCAGUGUGCUCCCCACUCUCCUCUGGCCUCUGCUGCCCGCUGAGCCCGCCAUGUGUGAGCCGGGGAGGCCCACCAGCCUGGCAAACAGCCUUCAGAGGGUCCUGGUGCCUGAGACUCAGUGGGGAGCAGAUACAUUGCAACUGCGUUGAAAUUCAAGAAACUAAAGCCAGGAAACUUGCCGGGGAGUCAGUUUCUUCUAUUCCCUCAGUCCUCCCGCCCCUCCAAGCUGGGGCUCUUGCCACCAACUCUCUAAACUCACAUUGGCCCUCAACUCCUUGCCUUCCUCCCUGACCUCCCUCUUGGGCUUGGUCUCACACUUGGGACACAACCUGAGGGGUCUAAGAGCACCUCCAUCUCAGCCCUCCCCUCAACCUCUCUGCCCAUCUCCCUCCCCCUUGGGUCUGAGGCAUUCAAGAUCCUUUUCCGAGUCUGGCCAGGCCUUCCUUUCAUUCCUGUGGGGCCAGACAAGGGCUUUGGAAAGGCCCAAAGGACCAUUCGUGAGGCUAAGUUGCCCCGGACCCCAGGACAUGGAUGGAUGGGCCCAUUUCUUCUGCAUUCUCUGCCCCUCCCCUCUCCUUCUUGGCCCCUCUUUCAUACUUCCCCUUCUCACCUUACAAAUGGACCUGCUCUCUCCCUUUGCCCUCCUGCCUCAUCCUUCCCCGGCCCUAUCUCCCCACCCCGUCCAGGGCAGGCCGAUGCUAUUGGUGCUUCUUCAUUUCGGGACCCAGUUCCAUUUUUGUCUUUGGUGUGUCUCCUCUUCCUGGUACCGCCUUCAGUCCCUCUCUGAACCCCCAGGCCUAAGACACAGUGCCGACAGGGUCAGGGCCAUCUGUCCCCCACCCGGCUCCUACCCAGUCUGCCCUGGCCACAGGGUUGCCCAGAGAAGGAUGAAGAAGGAUGAAUCCAGCCAUUUUCCAAUCCCCGUGCCAAUUAGCCCAUUAUCAUCCCCAAAGCGAAUGUGCCUGUGCCAGUCUCUGCUCAGGACUGAGUCAACCCUCCAACCUCCUCACCUCCCUGAACGCCAUUCACAGGAGUAUGCGCAUUACUGGGGUGCCCAGGGCCUUUGCCUUUGGGCCAAUCAUUUCUUCUCUGGGGCAGAGUCCCCCCCACUUGUGGGGGUAGAUUUAUACCUUCAAAUACUGCAGAGGCCUUGGGAAUAAGACUUAGGCCAUUUGUUUUGAUUUGGGGAAAGGGAUUUGAGGAAAGAAGAGAGGUUACGGGGAUGAGAGUGUUUCUAAGUCUGAACCUCUCUCUGUCCUGAGCUGUCCCCAUGGUUACUCAAGGACAAGGAGGGACAGUUUUGCCUCCAGAGACCCAGAGAACAAAGGGGUGACCCUCGUUUUCUCCGAGCUGGCCCCGUGGGGGUCUGUGAGCAGCUUCUACUGGAACGUUGUUUGGAUUCUGUGUACGUGUUUAUAAUUUAUUUACAAUGUGAUGGAUAAAGUGUUCUCCUUUGGGGGCCGAAGUUA